Arabidopsis arenosa is the source of this 2247-nucleotide messenger RNA. The record is from the annotation of a GenBank genome assembly. Lineage: Eukaryota; Viridiplantae; Streptophyta; Magnoliopsida; Brassicales; Brassicaceae.
GACAAGAAGAAAAUGUAUUUAGAUUGAUGACCAUCCUGCAGAAAAGUAAAGAAAGAGUACUUUUUCCAGGAAGCAUAUGGGAGCUCCGUGACAAAACAACGAAGACUUUGGGGCUAGUUGAUUCAGACAAGUGAAGCUGUCCACGACAUCAGCGACCUGAAAAUGUUGACGUCAGCUUCAUUAACCGACCAUGAGACCUGCGGCUGAGCUUGCGGUGAGGAUCGGCCGUGAGCUUCUAAAAGUUUCCGGAAGCUCUCGAUCAGCUCGGAUAUGGAGUCCAUCGGUUGAACAGAGCCUUCACGGUCUCGGUUUUCGUCACUCAAUAAGCCCUUCGCUUGUGGCUCGAGUCAUUGACCCGUUUCUCCUGAACCACCAUUCCCUCGCUCUCGGUUUCUUCAAUUGGGCUGCUCAACAACCAGGUUACUCUCACGAAUCCGUCUCUUACCAUUCUAUCUUCAAGUCUCUUUCGCUUUCUCGUCAGUUCUCCGCCAUGGACGCUCUCUUCAAACAGGUCAAAUCGAACAGAAUCCUUCUCGAUUCUUCCGUGUAUCGCUCCCUCAUUGAUGCACUUGUGUUGGGUAGGAAAUCUCAGAGCGCGUUUUGGGUUUUAGAAGAAGCUCUUUCGACGGGUAGGGAGAUUCAUCCCGAUGUUUGCAAUCGUCUUUUAGCUGCUUUAACUUCUGAUGGGUGUUUUGAUUAUGCACAGAAACUGUUUGUUAAAAUGCGCCAAAGAGGUGUUUCGUUGAAUACUCUUGGCUUCGGCGUUUAUAUAGGAAGUUUUUGUAGAAGUUCUGAAACGGAUCAGCUCUUGAGAUUGGUGGAUGAGGUUAAGAAGGCUAAUUCGAACAUCAAUGGCUCCAUUAUUGCACUGUUGAUUCUCCAUGGUCUUUGUAAGUCUUCUCGAGAAAUGGAUGCUUUUUAUAUUUUGGAAGAGCUGAGAAACAUAGAUUGCAAACCGGAUUUUAUGGCUUAUAGAAUCAUAGCUGAAGCGUUCGUAGUUACUGGGAAUUUGUAUGAGAGGCAGGUCGUUCUAAAGAAGAAGAGAAAGCUCGGAGUAGCACCUAGGAGCAGCGAUUACCGAGCUUUCAUACUGGAUUUGAUUUCCGCUAAAAGAUUAAUGGAGGCUAAGGAAGUAGCUGAGGUGAUUGUGAGUGGAAAUUUCCCCAUGGAUAAUGAUAUCUUAGACGCGUUAAUUGGGUCGGUCUCUGCAGUUGAUGCAGAUUCUGCUGUUGAAUUCUUAGUUUACAUGGUCAGCACAGGGAAAUUGCCUGCUAUUCGGACUCUGAGCAAAUUAAGUAAGAAUCUUUGCAGGCACGAGAAGAGGGACCAUCUGAUAAAGGCUUAUGAGCUUUUGUCAAGCAAAGGUUAUUUCUCAGAUCUUGAGAGUUACAGUCUGAUGAUAUCGUCCUUGUGCAAGGCCGGGAGAGUCAGAGAAGGUUACACUGCUCUACACGAAAUGAAGAAGAAAGGGCUUGAUCCAGACGUGUCACUCUAUAACGCUCUCAUUGAUGCUUGCUGCAGAGCGGAAAUGAUCCGUCCAGCAAAGAAACUGUGGGACGAGAUGUUUGUGCAGGGCUGCAAAAUGAAUCUCACGACAUAUCAUGUACUUAUUAGGAAACUGUCAGAGGAAGGUGAGGCAGAAGAGUCUUUGAGGCUGUUUCACAAGAUGCUUGAGAAUGGGAUAGAACCAGAUGAAACAAUCUACACGUCACUCAUGGAAGGCCUAUGCAAGGAGACAAAACUUGAAGCUGCUUUGGAAGUCUGCAGAAAGUGCAUGGAGAGGGAUAAAACAGUAGCAAGAAGAGUAUUAAGCGCGUUUGUAUUAAAUCUAUGCAGCAACGGCCAUUUUAGUGAGGCAUCACAGCUACUGCGUGAGGAAGAACACUUAGAACACACAAUGGCACAUGUCGUGUUGCUGAAAUGUGUGGCGGAUGCGAAAGAGGUUGAGAUUGGAAUCAGACAUAUGAAAUGGAUCAAAGAGGUAUCGCCGUCUCUUGUUCACACAAUAUCUUCUGACCUGUUGGCGUCUUUCUGUUCAUCAUCUGAUCCUGAUUCCAUUCUUCCAUUUAUUCGAGCAAUUGAGCACGCAUAAUUACACCAAUAGGCAAAUUAGAUUCCCCAAAUUGUAUUUCCCUUUAUUCUGUGUAGAUUCCUAUACUGCUGUAAUCGAGAUCUCUGGGUGACUUAUACGUUACAAGUCGUUUAUUGUCUACGUAAGAAUUAUUCUAAUGAAUAUAAUUUAUCUUA